Messenger RNA from Magnolia sinica, 890 nucleotides. RefSeq names its product NDR1/HIN1-like protein 26. Gene Ontology annotation, biological process: defense response to other organism. The record is from RefSeq and is a predicted model, not a curated record. Bases 134 to 787 code for a protein of 217 amino acids. Lineage: Eukaryota; Viridiplantae; Streptophyta; Magnoliopsida; Magnoliales; Magnoliaceae. The transcript has a single exon.
CUCUCCAAAGAAACUAUUCUUUCCUUUCUCCACCAAGAAAACUAAAAUUCUUCUGACAUCCCUUCCUUCCCAUUCCUUACUUUUAUAAAUAAAAACCCUAUUCUCCCCUUCCAACAUCUCACCCCCAAAAAAAAUGCCAUCCGCACCAACUCAACCCCACCACCACUUCCGCCUCCGCCACCCCCCACGCUAUUAUGCGCACCGUGUUAAGGAAAGCCUCACCACCCGAGUAAUGAAAGUCCUCUGCUCCUGUUUCCUCGGCCUCCUCCUCAUCGUCGGUAUCAUGGCCUUCGUCCUCUGGAUCAGCCUCCGUCCCCACCGCCCCAGGUUCCACGUCAGCAACUUCUCCAUUCCGACCAUCUCCUCAGAAAACGGCCUCCAGAACACCGAAAUAUCGUUCAACGUAACGGACCGAAACCCUAACCAGAAUGUCGGGAUCUUCUACAUGGAUAUGGAUGCAUCGGUGUUUUAUCGGGAGAAGAAGAUUGGAAUGACGCCGUUAAGUCUACCGUUUUACCAGCCGCCGAAGAACACGACGUACAUUGACGGCGUUUUUAGUGGGACGUCGCUGAAGGUUGGGAACGACAGUUGGAGUGAGAUAAUGGUGGAUAGAGAGGCGGGAAGGAUCGUUUUCCGUUUGGGGCUGAGGGCGAGAUUUCGUUUUAAGCUGUCCAUGUGGGAUAGCAAACGACACAGGAUGCACGUGAGCUGUGACGUGGCGGUGGGGCCCGAUGGAGAGGUGCUGGCCAUCUCCAAGAAGAAGAGAUGUUCUAUCUAUUUCUCCUAGCGUUUCGGUUGUUUCGGUUUUCUGGCGGUUUUGUGUUAAAAUGCGCCUGGUGCGUAAUGAGCAUAGGUGCUUUUAGAGGGGUUUUUUUUUUUUUUUUUUUUCU